AUGAUAAAGUUUCACAGAGCACAGUGCAUCGCAGACGGCAUCAGGAUUUUUCCCACAACACCAGAAGAUUUUAGGAAGCUCACAUAUCUUCUAAAUAGUGAUAACAUCCCAUAUCAAGGCGUUUCGGCCACGGGCAAAUUAGGUGCACGGCCCAAGUGCGCUGAAGAACAUCUCUCCAAUGGCUGCACGAAGUCACGGGAAACCAAGGCCACCUGUGCAAACUGCGGUGAAAGUCAUCCUGCCAGCUACAAAGGCUACACGAGUUAUCCCAAGCUUGCACAAAAAACCAAAGAAACCAAGCCUGCGCAUCAACAACUACCUAGAAGCUACGCUCAGGUAUCAAGGGAAACCGUACCAACCAACGACCUGGCAGCACACCUCCAGAAGUUCAGCGAGAUGUUCCAACAAAUGCAACAGAUUGCUAACCAAAUCCAAACAGUUUUCCAUUCGGCCACGCCUAUAUCCCAAGCAGACCAAAAUGUAUAA
Brassicogethes aeneus is the source of this 486-nucleotide messenger RNA. Lineage: Eukaryota; Metazoa; Arthropoda; Insecta; Coleoptera; Nitidulidae. The record is from the annotation of a GenBank genome assembly.